AUGCCAUCCAGACUGAGGAAGACCUGGCACUUUUGGAUCCACAGCCGUAUAGGCAAGCACCAAAAGCACUCAGGAGGCCACAGUCAUGCUGGUGGCAUGCUUCACCACAGGAUCAACUUCAAUCAGUAUCACCCAGGUUACUUUGGGACAGUUGGAAGCAGGCAUUACCACUUCAAGAGCAACCAGAAAUUCUGCCCAGUUGUCCACCUUGAUAAACUGUGGACUUUGGUCAGUGAGCAGUUGUGGGUAAAUUCUGCCAGAAAUAGGACUGGAGUUGCUCCUAUCAUUGAUGUGAUAUGA
This is a messenger RNA of Neogale vison (American mink), 300 nucleotides long. RefSeq names its product 60S ribosomal protein L27a-like. The record is from RefSeq and is a predicted model, not a curated record. The transcript has a single exon. NCBI's taxonomy places the organism in Eukaryota, Metazoa, Chordata, Mammalia, Carnivora, Mustelidae. Gene Ontology annotation, molecular function: structural constituent of ribosome. The coding region runs from base 1 to 300 and encodes 99 amino acids. Gene Ontology annotation, cellular component: cytosolic large ribosomal subunit.